Messenger RNA from Chenopodium quinoa (quinoa), 375 nucleotides. RefSeq lists its product as uncharacterized. The record is from RefSeq and is a predicted model, not a curated record. The coding region runs from base 1 to 375 and encodes 124 amino acids. Lineage: Eukaryota; Viridiplantae; Streptophyta; Magnoliopsida; Caryophyllales; Amaranthaceae. The transcript has a single exon.
AUGAGGUACAAGAAGAAGGGAAAGCUAAGCCUAAAGUACAUAGGGCCAUAUGAGAUCAUUCAAAAAGUGGGAAAAGUGGCAUAUAAGUUGGAUUUUCCCAAUGAGUUGGAAAGGGUUCACAACGUGUUCCAUGUGAGUCAAAUUCGAAAGUAUGUACUUGAUGUGACACAUGUGCUACAGCCUGAAACCAUUGAGAUGAAUGAGAAUUUGACCUUUGAGGAAAGACUAGUGAAGAUUCUGGAUACCAAAGUAAGAAGCACAAGGAACAAGGAUGGGAGAAUUGUGAAAGUGUUAUGGACGAACCACAAAACUAAGGAGGCUACAUGGGAAGCUGAGGAUAAUAUGAGGAAACGUUACCCAAAACUGUUUGACUAA